Plenodomus lingam JN3 is the source of this 444-nucleotide messenger RNA. The record is from RefSeq and is a predicted model, not a curated record. Lineage: Eukaryota; Fungi; Ascomycota; Dothideomycetes; Pleosporales; Leptosphaeriaceae.
AUGCCACGAGUCUUCAAGCAUGCUGUUUGCAAUCGCGUGACGAGAUCAAUGGUUUGCGAUGACAGUCAUAUCAAGCAGGUGAUGGACAGCGAAAGUACCCAGGGCUAUUCUCACCAGAUCAAGAAUCACACAAUCACAACUAUGUUAUCAGAUCCCUUCAGCGAUGCUGCUGCAAUCGAUAUGCUGGAAUUUGAAAAUGUUGAAGACGGUAUCAAUCCCUGUCCCAAGCAUAGCGAUGGCAACACAGCCUAUCGACCGGAAAAAGUCGCAGUGCCUAUUCUAGAUGCCAUCUCGUCUGACACACAUUGGAAUUCCUUCUUCAGCAGAUAUUCCCCAGACAACCCCUCGACAGCGCCCAACACGUCUCCUUGUACAGAAACCACCAGUCCUAUCCAAUGGACUCCCACAGACCUAGGUACAACCCUCCCCACCAUACACAAGUAG